AUGGACAAAGACCAAAGUCACACGACUGAGCGGAUAUUAGACCUCACCCUGGAAAUCAUCUACUUGCUGACCGGAGAGGGUGUUAAAGGGAAAGAAGAAGAGACGUUGGUGAGUGGAGCUCCGCAGUCUAUGAAGGAGGGGGAGAUGAUGAAGGGUAAGCCGGAGGAACCUUCUCAACGUAUGGACACAAAUGGACACUAUGCCGGGAAGAGACAUCACCGACCUUCCCGCUCCGAAACAUCAAUGGAUCCCUCUAAUCCUGAGGAACCUUUUGGUCCAUCACAGACUGUUACUCCAGAUCGACCUCUGAGAUCUCAGAGUGCGAAGAGAUCAACACCUCCCUCCAAUCCCAAGGAAUCAUCUUCCAGGCAUGGAGGAGAUCACCCGGGAGAGAGUUCCUGGUCAUGCUCAGUGUGCGGGAUAGCUUUCACUGAAAACAAAUUUCUUCUUAAACACUUGAAAAGCCACAAGAGUGAGCGUCCUUUCACGUGCCCAGAGUGCGGGAAACACUUCACUUUAAAAGGAAACCUUGUUAGACACCAGAGGCGUCACUCAGGUCAGCGUCCUUUCUCAUGUUCAGAGUGUGGGAAGUGUUUCACUGAGAAAAAAUCCCUUGACAUACACGAGAGAACUCACACGGGCGAGCGCCCCUUUUCAUGUUCUCAGUGUGGGAAAUGCUUCAGUGAGAAAAGAUGUCUCAUUAGACACGAGAGAAGUCACACGGGCGAGCGUCCCUAUUCGUGUUCAGUGUGCAAGAAGUGUUUUGCCCAUAAAGGAAGCCUUCUUCUGCACCAGAGAAAUCACACGGGUCACCGUCCUUUUUCAUGUUCAGAGUGCGGGAAAACGUUCACUCAGAAAGCACACUUUCUUUCACACCAGAGAAACCACACAGGCGAGUGUCCGUUUGCGUGUUUGGAUUGCGGGAAAUGUUUCAUUCACAAAGGAAGCCUUGUUGCCCACCAGAGAAGUCACACAGGUGAACGACCUUAUACAUGUUCAGAGUGUGGGAAAAGCUUCAGCCAAAAAGGAAACCUUACUAAACACCAGAGAAGUCACACGGGUGAGCGUCCAUUUUCAUGUUUAGAGUGCGGGUUUUCUUUCACUGUGAAAGGAGACCUUCUUAAUCACCAGAGAAGUCACACGGGUGAGCGUCCUUAUUCAUGUCCAACGUGUGGGAAAUGUUUCAUUCUGAAAAAGACUCUUCUUCAACACCAGAGAAGUCACACGGGUGAGCGUCCCUAUUCAUGUUUAACGUGUGGGAAAUGUUUCAUUCACAAAGUAAACCUUGUUGAACACGAGAGAAGUCACACAGGUGAGCGUCCUUUCUCAUGUAAAGAGUGUGGGAAAAGUUUCACUCACAGGGCAGGUCUCAUUUCACACCAGAGAAGUCACACGGGUGAGCGUCCAUAUGCAUGUUCAGAGUGUGGGAAGCGUUUCACUCACAGAGGAAGCCUUGUUUCCCACCAGAAAAUUCAUACAUGUGAGCGCCCUUAUUCGUGCUCAGAGUGUGGGAAAAGCUUUGCCGAGAAAUCAAAGCUGCUAAUACAUCACAGAUGCCACACAGGUGAGCGCCCUUAUUCGUGUUCAGUGUGUGGGAAAUGUUUCACUCAGAAAGGAGCACUUGGGAUACACCAGAAAAUUCACACAGGCGAGCGUCCUCACUCGUGCUCAGUGUGCGGUAAAGGUUUCAUUAUGAAAACUGCGCUAGUUAUACACCAGAGAAUACAUACGGGCGAGCGUCCUUUCUCGUGCUCGGUGUGCGGGAAAAGUUUUAUUGAGAAAAGACAACUUGUUCAACAUCAGAAAAUUCACAAUUAGGGGGAACGUCUUUUCACAUGUUUAGAGUGCGGGAAAAUCCUAACAAAGAAAACAAACCUUCUUAGACACCAGAGAACUCACACGGGGGAACGCCCCUUUUCAUGUCUAGAGUGCGGGAAAGGUUAUGCUUCCAAACAAGGUUUUCUUAUACACCAAAGAAGUCAUACAGGCGAGCGUCCUUUUUCAUGUUCAGAGUGUGGAAAGGGUUUCACUCAGAAAAAAAUCCUUCUGUCACACCAGAGAAGUCACACAGGUGUAUACCCCUUUACAUGUCCAGAGUGUGGAAAAGGUUUUACUUCCAAAGCAGCUUUCCUUUCACACAAACUAACUCAUACAGGCGAGCGUCCUUUUUCAUGUUCAGAGUGCGGAAAAUCCUUCACUUCAAAGACAAGCCUUGUUGCACACCAGGGAAAUCACACAGAUGAACGUCCUUAUUCAUGUCCAGAGUGCGGGAAAAAUUUUGUUCAAAGAAGACAGCUUUUCAGACACCAGAAAACCCACACGGGCGUGCGUCCAUUUUCAUGUACCGAAUGUGGUAAAUCUUUUCGUUGGAAAAAAACACUUCUUACACACCAAAGAAGUCACAAGGGCAAGAGUCCUUAUGCAUGUCCAGAGUGCGGGAAAAGUUUUAUUAAGACAGCAGACCUUCGCAAACACCAGAAAAGUCACACAGGUGAACAUCCUUAUUCAUGUACAGAAUGCGGGCAAAGUUUCAUCCUGAGAGGGGACCUUCGUAAACACAAAAGAAGCCACACAGGCAAGCGUCCUUAUUCAUGUCCAGAGUGCGGGAAAUGUUUCACUCGCAGAAAUUCACUUAUCAGACACCAGAAAAUUCACACGGGCGAGCGUCCUUUCUCGUGUUCCGAUUGCGCAAAAUCUUUUAUUGAGAGGGGAGACCUCGUUAAACACCAGAUAAUUCACACGGAUGGCCAGCCUUUUUCAUGUUCAGAAUGCGGGAAGAGUUUCACAAUGAAAAAUGCUUUUGUCAGACACCAGAAAAUUCACACGGGCGAGCGUCCUUUCUCGUGUUCUGAUUGCGCGAAAUCUUUUGUGCAGAGGGGAGACCUCGUUAAACACCAGAGAAUUCACACGGGUGACAAGCCCUUUUCAUGUUCAGAGUGCGGGAAAGGCUUCACUGACAGUGCAAACCUUGUUAGACACCAGAGAAUUCACACGGGCGAACUUCCUUUCUCAUGUUCAGAGUGCGGGAAAUGUUUCAAUCACAACGGCAGCCUUCUUCUGCACCGGAGAAAUCACACGGGUGAGCGUCCUUACUCGUGUUCGGAGUGCGGGAAAAGUUUUACUCAAAAAGGAAACCUUACUCAGCACCAGAAAAUUCACACGGGAGAGCGUCCAUUUUUAUGUUUAGAGUGCGGGUUUUCUUUCACCGCGAAAUCAGACCUUCUUAAACACCAGAGAAGUCACACAGGUGAGCGCCCUAAUUCAUGCUCAGUGUGUGGAAAAAGUUUCAUUUUGAAAAAGACUCUUCUUCAACACCAGAGAUGUCACACAGCUGAGCGUCCUUAUUCAUGUUCAGAUUGUGGGAAACGUUUCACUUACAGAGGAGGCCUUGUUUCACACCAGAAAAUUCACAUGGAUGAGCGUCCUUUUUCAUGCUCAGAGUGCAGAAAAUGUUUCAGUCGCAAAGGAGACCUUGUUUCCCACCAGAGAAGUCACACAGGUGAGCGUCCUUAUUCGUGUUCAGAGUGCGGGAAAUCUUUCACUCACAGAGGAGGCCUUGUUUCACAUCAGAAAAUUCAUACAGGUGAGCGGCCUUUUUCAUGCUCAGUGUGCGGAAAAGGUUUCGGUGAGAAAGCGCAACUUCUAAUACAUCAGAGAAUCCACACGGGUGAGCGCCCUUUUUCGUGCUCUGUGUGUGGAAAAUGUUUUACUCAGAAGGGAGCACUUGGUGUACACCAGAAACUUCACACAGGCGAGCGUCCUCAUUCGUGUUCAGUGUGCGGUAAAGGUUUCAUUAUGAAAACGGCGCUUGCUGUACACCAGAGAAGUCACACGGGCGAGCGCCCUUAUUCAUGCUCAUUGUGCGGAAAAGGUUUCUUUCAGAAAGGAGGCCUUGUUCAACACCAAAAAGAUUAUAAAGUAGUGAAGAAAAUAUCUGGGGAGCCAUUCACACCAAGAAGAUGUCUUCAUGGGACAUCACCCAUCGAAGUGCUACCAACUCUCUCCAUGACACCCAAGAGAAAAGAGAAGAAGAUUCUGGAAGUCAUCAAGAAGAUGGUGGAGCUGCUGACGGGAGAGAGCAUUAUUUCUGGAUAUUUCUCUCCCACAGACCGACACUAUGCCGGGAACAGACGUCACCGACCUUCCCGCUCAGAGACAUCAAUGGAUCCCUCCAAUCCUGAGGAACCUUCUGAUCAGUCACAGACUGUUACUCCAGAUAGACCUCUGAGAUCUCAGAGUGCAAAGAGAUCAACAGAUCCCUCCAAUCCCAAGGAAUCUUCUACAAGCCAUGAAGGAGAUCGCACGGGAAAGAGUUCAUUGUCAUGUUCAGUGUGUGGGAAAAGUUUCACUAAAAAGAAAGACCUUCUUAAACACCAGAGAAGUCACAAGAGAGAGCGUCCUUUCUCAUGCUCAGAGUGCGGUAAAUGUUUCACCGAGAAGAGACUCCUGCAAAGACACCAGAAACGUCACACGGGUGAGCGUCCUUUCUCAUGUUCAAAGUGUGAGAAAAGUUUUACUGAGAAGAAAUCCCUUUAUAUACAUGAGAGAAGUCACACAGGUGAACGCCCCUUUUCAUGUUCAGUGUGCGGGAAGGGUUUCGCAGAUAAAGGAAACCUCCUUACGCACCAGAGAAAACAUACAGGUGAGCGUCCUUUUUCAUGCUCGGAGUGCGGGAAAAGUUUUACUUUGAAAGGAAGCCUUGUUAGACACCAGAGACGCCACACGGGUGAGCGUCCUUUCUCAUGUUCAGAGUGCGGGAAACGUUUCACUGAGAAAAGAUGUCUUAAUAGGCAUGAAAGAAGUCACACUGGCAACCGUCCUUACUCGUGUUCAGAAUGCGGGAAGAGUUUUGCUGAUAAAGGAAGCCUCCUUCUGCACCAGAGAACUCACACGGGUGAACGUCCUUUUCCAUGUGCAGAGUGCGGGAAAACUUUCACUGAUAAAGUAAAGCUUCUUUCACACCAGAGAAUUCACACCGGUGAGCGCCCUUAUUCAUGUUCAGAGUGCGGGAAAUGUUUUAUUCACAAAGGAAGCCUUCUUUUACACCAGAGAAAUCACACGGGUGAGCGUCCUUAUCCAUGUUCAGAGUGCGACAAAAGUUUUACCCAAAAAGGAAACCUUACUAAACACCAGAGAAUUCACACCGGUGAGCGCCCUUUUUCAUGUUCAGAGUGUGGUUUCUCGUUUACUGCGAAAUCAGACCUUCUUAAUCACCAGAGAAGUCACACAGGUGAACGUCCAUAUUCAUGCUCGGCCUGUGGGAAAUGUUUCAUUCUGAAAAAGACACUUCUUCAACACCAGAAGAGUCACACGGGUGAGCGUCCUUUUUCAUGCUCCGUGUGCGGGAAGAGCUUUGUUCACAAAGGAGGCCUUGUUUCCCACCAGCGGAGACACACAGGUGAGCGUCCCUAUUCAUGUUCAGAGUGCGGGAAAAGUUUCUCUCACAGAGGGGGGCUUGCUUCACACCAGAGAAGUCACACGAGUGAGCGCCCUUAUUCGUGUUCGGAGUGCGGGAAAGGUUUCAUUCAGAAAGGAGACCUCCUUAAACACCAGCGAGUUCACACUGGUGAACGCCCUUAUUCCUGCUCUGUGUGCGGAAAAGGUUUUGCGGAGAAAGCACAACUUCUCAUACACCACAGAAGUCACACGGGUGAGCGUCCGUUUUCAUGUUCAGUUUGUGAAAAAAGUUUCACGCAAAGGGGAGGACUUUUUACACACCAGAAAAUUCACACAGGAGAGCGUCCUCAUUCAUGCUCAGAGUGCGGUAAAGGCUUCAUAAUGAAAACUUCACUUGUUAUACACCAGAGAAUUCACACGGGCGAGCGUCCUUUUUCAUGCUCAGAGUGCGGGAAAUGUUUCAUUCACAAAGGAGGCCUUGUGACACACCAGAGAGUUCACACGGGUGAGCGUCCUUUCUCGUGUGCAGAGUGCGGGAAGAGUUUCACCGAGAAGGCAAAACUUUUAAUACACCAGAGAAGUCACACGGGGGAACGUCCUUUCUCCUGUUUAGAGUGUGGGAAAAGCUUCCCUGAGAAAACAGGUCUCCAUAGACACGAGAGAAGUCACACAGGUGAGCGUCCCUAUUCUUGUUCAGUGUGUGGGAAGUGUUUUACUGAGAAAGGAAAUCUUCUUCUACAUGAGAGAAAGCACAUGGGUGAGCGCCCCUAUUCGUGUUCAGAGUGCGGGAAGUGUUUCGCUGAUAAAGGAAGCCUUCUUCUGCACCAGAGAAACCACACAGGUGAACGUCCUUAUUCAUGUUCAGAGUGUGGGAAAUGUUUCAUUCUCAAAGGAGGCCUUGUUGCACAUCAGAGAAUUCAUACUGGUGAGCGUCCUUUCCCAUGUUCUGAGUGUGGCAAAACUUUCACCCAAAAAGGAAACCUUGUUAAACAUGAGAGAAUACACACAGGUGUGCGUCCUUUUUUGUGUUUAGAGUGCGGCUUUUCUUUCACUGUGAAAGGAGACCUUCUAAAUCACCAGCGAAGUCAUACAGGUGAGCGUCCUUAUUCAUGCUCAGAGUGUGGGAAAAGUUUCAUUCUGAGAAAGACACUUCUCACACACCAGAGAAUUCACACGGGUGAGCGUCCUUAUUCGUGUUCAACCUGCGGGAAAUGUUUCAUUCACAAAGUAAACCUUGUUGAACACCAGAGACGUCACACCGGUGAGCGACCUUAUUCAUGUACGCAGUGUGGGAAAAGUUUCAUUCAGAGAGGAGGUCUUCUUUCACACCAAAAAAGCCACAAGGGUGACCCUUCGCAUUCACGUUCAGAACGUGGGAAAGGUUUCACUCAGAAAGGAGACCUUAAAGAGCAGAAAAGGAAGGUUGUAUCCACCAGCGGGGAGGUUGUAUCUAUCAGCGGGGAGGUUGUAUCCACCAGCGGGGAGGUUGUAUCCAUCAGCGGGGAGGUUGUAUCCACCAGCGGGGAGGUUGUAUCCAUCAGCGGGGAGGUUGUAUCCACCAGCGGGGAGGUUGUAUCCAUCAGCGGGGAGGUUGUAUCCACCAGCGGGGAGGUUGUAUCCACCAGCAGGGAGGUUGUAUCCACCAGCCCUCUGUGGUGUUUGGACAGCCAUGGGAAGAUUACUUCAGGAGAUAUGAAGUUGGGUCAUAAAGAACUAAACAUCUGGAAAAGCUUCAACUUCUGGGACGAGGAGCCCACUGAGAUGCCCGAAAUAUCUAGAUCCUGUCUGGUUUUCUUCAGCAAGACUCCCAAUACCAGAACAAACAACACCGGGGACACGUGGCCUCCUUGCCUCAUUCCAUUGGAGAUUUCAAAGCCAGAGGAGACUAUAAUAUGA
Messenger RNA from Nanorana parkeri, 7293 nucleotides. RefSeq lists its product as uncharacterized. The transcript is spliced from 10 exons. Gene Ontology annotation, biological process: regulation of DNA-templated transcription. NCBI's taxonomy places the organism in Eukaryota, Metazoa, Chordata, Amphibia, Anura, Dicroglossidae. The record is from RefSeq and is a predicted model, not a curated record. Gene Ontology annotation, molecular function: RNA polymerase II cis-regulatory region sequence-specific DNA binding; DNA-binding transcription factor activity, RNA polymerase II-specific.